AUGGUCUACAUUCGCCAACAUCAACUGCCCAAACUCCGGGAAUACCGGUAUUCUGGGGUCGACCAUUCGCUUAUAAGCCGUUAUGUCCUCAAGCCGUUUUAUAAUAAAUGUGUGAUCAACUGUUUUCCCAUGGGUAUGGCGCCUAAUGCCAUUACCCUGACGGGAUUCUUAUUCGUGGUAUUUAAUCUCGUCACCAUGCUAUGGUAUAAUCCAACGCUAGACCGUGAUUGCCCGCCAUGGGUUUAUGCCAGCUGCGCUCUGGGGCUUUUCCUAUACCAAACUUUUGAUGCCGUAGAUGGCAUGCAAGCCCGGAGAACAAGACAAAGUGGUCCUUUGGGUGAAUUGUUCGAUCACAGUGUCGAUGCAUGCAACACUGCCUUGGGUGUUUUGAUUUUUUGCGGUACGAUGAACUUUGGCCAGUCAUGGGCAACUAUAUUGACACUUUUUGGAUCGACCAUGACUUUCUACGUUCAAACUUGGGACGAGUACUACACCCAGGUUCUGACUCUGGGUAUUAUCUCAGGUCCCGUUGAGGGCGUUCUCACCCUCUGCGUUGUCUUUGGAUUUACGGCCUAUGUGGGUGGUGGCAGUUUCUGGCACCGGGCCAUGUUCGAGACAAUUGGCGUUCCCAGGCUGGAAUCCGUCCCAAAGGAAUUGUACGAGAUGCGCUUUACGGACUGGUAUUUGGUGUACGGUGGAAUCCUGCUCUUCUUUGCCACCGGCUCAAGUAUCCUACACGUCAUCCAAGUUCAAAAGGAACGUGGCCAGGAUCCCAUCAAGCCACUUUACGGCCUUCUUCCUCUUGUUGCUGUGUGGACACUUGUUCCAGCUUACCUUCACUUGCAGCCGACAAUUUUGGAGAACCAUAUUGUUCCGUUCGUGCUUUAUGUAGGCUUGAUCAACGCCUACGCUGUGGGGAGAAUGAUUGUCGCUCACUUGAUCAAGGGCGAAUUCCCUUACAUCAACAUUCUUCUGGGGCCUCUUGCUUUCGGCGUGUUUGACAGUGCUGGUCCCCUCCUUGGUCUCUGGCCGAGUCUCAUCGGAAACGGGGCGUGCCAGGUUGGAUUCGUGUUUGUCUGCUUGGGUCUGGCGAUUGGUGUCUAUGGAAGUUUCGUGUAUGAUGUGAUCACCACGAUCUGUGACUACAUCGACAUUUGGUGCUUAACCAUCAAGCACCCGCACGUCGAAGAGAAACCAAAGAUCAGCGGACAGGCUGAUGGUGUCUCGAAGAAGACGCUUUAA
Molecule: messenger RNA, 1242 nt
Organism: Aspergillus wentii DTO 134E9
Lineage: Eukaryota; Fungi; Ascomycota; Eurotiomycetes; Eurotiales; Aspergillaceae
Product: aminoalcoholphosphotransferase
Exons: 7
Coding region: 1-1242 (413 amino acids)
Biological process (GO): phospholipid biosynthetic process
Cellular component (GO): membrane
Molecular function (GO): phosphotransferase activity, for other substituted phosphate groups
Source: RefSeq, a predicted model, not a curated record